GCAGGGAAAUGGAAGUUAACCUUCAGAAAAUGCCUAGCAAACCAACGCUAAAAAACGCCGUUUGUAUUAUAAGUUUUGAUUCGAGCAAUUUGGAUGAGUACAGCGGAAUAAUCAAGGAGACGGUCAGUCAAAUUGGAGGGGUUUCUUUCCGCACACAUGUCAUCAGAAAGCACAAGGAUAUACCUAAACUUCCGCAAUGCAAACUGUACAUAAUGUGUGUGGAGUUCACAGAAAGGCACGUGAUAAUAGAGGAACAAGGUUUGGGACUUGGCGACCUAAAGCUAACUUCAUAUCGGGGUGUUAGGAAGUUAGGAGGAGCUUUGGUGAUAUUGUACAUACAUGACCCCGGCUCGAGGCGCCUAACAGACGACCAGCUAUACAGUGAUGGUUUUUAUUGUGUGAAGAAACAACAAGAACUGAAGGAAUUAUGUGAACUAGAUCGGUUCAUAAGUGCACACAAGAAAUUAAACACAGCACAAAAGAAGGCUUUGGAAACUGCUAUAACUGAUGAGCUUAAUUUACAGGCCGCGAGGUAGAUAUUGAUGUAUAAACAGUUGAAUAUGUCGCGUGUCUUCUGGCUUCUCGCAUGACAUUGACAUUUAUAUAUUCUUAGAAGUGACUUUUUGUAAUAGCAAUGAAAAUGAAUGAAUAGUUUUCGGUUUUACCUUGAUUUGGUUGUAUUGAAGUUUUAAGUAACUGGUAAAAAUAAUUUAAUAAGUGGUAGCGUUCAUGUCAACAAUUUUUUUGAAUCACAAAGCGAUUUUGGCAUAAUUCAUUCUAUAGUUUCUUACAAAACUUCAUAACAAAUGAUGUGUAAUUCGUAGUAAAGCGUCAUUCAUUUUAAAAAAGAAUAUAACAUGAAAUUGUAGACUUUUUUCUUAAGACAAUUAUUUCGACUAGAAUUUAUUGUUGUACGUGUGUUAUUUGUCUGCGCAUUUUCUUCGACGUUUGCCUAUGUGCGUGUGUAUGUGCGUGCUAAAAUAAACUUGUAGAAAUG
This is a messenger RNA of Mya arenaria, 997 nucleotides long. RefSeq lists its product as uncharacterized. The record is from RefSeq and is a predicted model, not a curated record. The transcript has 3 exons. The coding region runs from base 9 to 536 and encodes 175 amino acids. Lineage: Eukaryota; Metazoa; Mollusca; Bivalvia; Myida; Myidae.